Messenger RNA from Colletotrichum orchidophilum, 1821 nucleotides. Its product is annotated as 2-isopropylmalate synthase. Gene Ontology annotation, biological process: L-leucine biosynthetic process. The record is from RefSeq and is a predicted model, not a curated record. Gene Ontology annotation, molecular function: 2-isopropylmalate synthase activity. Gene Ontology annotation, cellular component: mitochondrion. Bases 1 to 1821 code for a protein of 606 amino acids. The transcript is spliced from 9 exons. NCBI's taxonomy places the organism in Eukaryota, Fungi, Ascomycota, Sordariomycetes, Glomerellales, Glomerellaceae.
AUGCCAGUCCUGAAAGAUCCAUCCAAGAAAUACAAGCCUUUCAAGCCGUUGUCUCUCCCAAACAGACAAUGGCCCGACAAAGUCAUUGAUCGCGCCCCUCGUUGGCUCUCUCUCCCCGACCCAAUGAAUGGUGAUGAGAAAUGGCGCUACUUCAAGAUGCUUUGCGAGCUCGGUUACAAGGAGAUUGAAGUCUCGUUUCCUUCGGCGUCUCAGAUUGACUAUGAUUUUACCCGUCGUUUGAUUGAGACCGAGGGAGUUGUCCCAGAUGACGUUUUCCUGCAAGUUCUGUCACCAUGCCGCCCCGAUUUCAUCCGAAGGACUGUAGAAUCAGUCCGCGGAGCCAAGAACGCCAUUAUCCACAUCUAUCUUGCCACAAGCGCCUGCUUCCGGCAAGUCGUCUUCGGCUACUCAGAGGAGCAGACCCUGGAGCUUGCAACAGAAUGCACCAAGCUUGUCAGGUCUCUCACCAAGGACAACCCAGAAGCCUCCGGAACGAAUUGGCAGUUUCAAUUCUCACCCGAGUGUUUCUCUGACACAGACCCCGAUUACGCUUUGAGAGUCUGCCGCGCGGUGAAGGCUGCGUGGGGCCCCGACAAAGCAAACGACGACCGCAUCAUCUUCAACCUGCCCGCAACGGUAGAGCUCUCAACGCCCAAUGUGUACGCAGACUUGGUAGAAUACUUCUGUAACAAUAUCGGGGACAGAGAGGAUGUGUGUGUGUCUCUGCAUCCACACAACGACCGCGGCUGCAGUAUUGCCGCGGCAGAGCUCGGCCAGAUGGCUGGAGCUGACCGAGUGGAGGGCUGUCUGUUUGGCAACGGAGAGAGAACGGGCAACGUCGAUCUUGUCACCCUGGCGCUGAAUCUUUACACGCAAGGCACAAGUCCACAGAUCGACUUCUCUGACCUGAACUCGGUAAUUGAGACGGUGGAAUCCUGCACCAAGAUCCCCGUCCACCAGCGUGCUCCCUACGGGGGAAGUCUCGUGUAUGCGGCCUUUUCUGGCAGCCACCAAGACGCGAUCAAGAAGGGGUUUCAGAACCGUCAGCAACAAGGCCUGUCCAACGACGAGCCAUGGAAUGGAAUGCCUUACCUGCCUCUCGACCCCCAAGAUAUUGGACGCAAUUAUGAAGCCAUCAUUCGCGUGAACUCGCAGUCUGGAAAGGGAGGCACCGCCUUCAUCUUGCAAGCCAAGCUCCAGCUCGACCUUCCCCGCGGUCUCCAGAUUGCAUUCUCCAAGGUCGUCCAACGCCAUACCGAGGAGCUGGGUCGAGAGCUGCUAGCCACCGAGAUUACGAGCCUCUUUGAAAAGACCUAUUUCGUCAACGAGAACCCCCACUUUAGUCUCGUCGACUACAGCAUCACACCCGACCGCUCACAUUCUCCUCUCGCGGUGGCUGGCAAGACACAGGACACCAAGAGUCUGGUCCGCAUCUUUGAGGGCGUCAUCCUCGUCGAUGGCGAGGAGGUGAAACUCCGCGGUCGCGGCAACGGGCCAAUCUCGAGCAUGGUGGCCGCGCUGAAGGCCAUUAAUAUUGACUUUGACGUUCAUGACUACAAGGAGCACGCCAUCGGCGAGGGCCGGGGUGUGAAGGCGGCCGCCUAUGUGGAGUGCAAGACUGCGGGUAGCAAGCAGACGGUGUGGGGCGUGGGCAUCCACGAGGACGUGGUGCAGAGCUCGCUCAUUGCGCUUCUCAGCGCGGCCAGCAACUUCGUUAGGAGCCGGCCAACGAGCCCUGUUCUGAAGCCGUCAGAGGCAAUUCCCACUCGAGAGACGCCGAGCAUUGUCUCGACUCUGGAGGAGAAGGCCAAUGAAAUGUAA